AAAAACGUGCUCAUCUCCGUUCUUUUAGGAGGUUGUGUUUGGACGUCAGCAAACGUGUGUGUGUCCUGUCUGUGAACUUUAGGGUAAAAAGCCAACAUUGCAAAAAAUUUGUUGCUUAUUUCAUUAUUUUUUUGUUGCCGAUGAGUAUGUGAUUACAACUUAUGGAUAUCGGAUCCGAAUUCGAUGACGAUUUUUUUGAAAAACCUAAGGAAAAACAGCCAAAUAAUCCAACGAACUAUGAAGCAAAAGUUUGCGUGCCUCUAUGGUUCAUGGAUACUAAUCUAGCAGAAAAGGAUGCUAGUGAUGUGCUUGUUGCUUUAAAACAUCAAGCAGAUUAUCACUAUUUUUCUAAAAAUUACACUAAAGCCAUAGAAAUGUAUCAACGAUGCCUUGAAUUAGUUCCAUCAAGUAAUAAUACUUGGAAGAGAGAAUUUAUGGAAAAUCUUGCUCGGGCUUAUCUGCAGAUAGGAAAUGCAGAAAAGGCACUGGAAUGGAGUCUGAAGCUGGACAAAUCUUCUUUCAGUCCUGAUCAGAAGCUCAUAUCUAUGAAUCUUCUAGCUGCUGUUUGUCACAAACUAGGAAAAUAUGAAGAGGAACUUGAGGCUCUUCAUCAAUGUCUUGAAGCCCAUAAGUCAUGUCCUGAAUUCUGGCAUCGUCUUGGACUUUGUUAUGCUGGAUUAUUCAAUAUUGAUUUGCCAGAAUAUUCUACAACUGAACCAAAUCCAGAAAUAGAAGCUUGCUGCACUUUUAAAUCAAGGUUGAAUUCGUGCAGGCAUCCACAAGCUCAAGAAAAUAACCCAAGUGCCAAUUUAGUUUGUUCUUCAGACAGUGCCACAACGUGCUGUGGAAUCUCAUCAACUACAGAUGAAAGCUCAGGUGAUGUUGCUAAUAGCAAAUGUCAAAUAUGUACAUUAGGAACUCUCACUGUGUCAUCUUGCCUCAUACGAACUAGAACAUUGAUAGAUUCUGGGGGAAUUAAUCAUUUGGCUGUAGAACGAGAUGAAAGAAUGAAAGAAAAGAUUGCCAACAGUUUGAAGCAUAUGGAAAUGGAUCAGUCAUUUAUUGAUGUAGCUUCAACAAUGUUAGGGUCUGACUUUUUGCCUGGGUUACAAAAAUCAGAAAGUGCUUCUGAUGAUUAUAGCAACCUGACCACAAAUAAAAAUUCAACAGUUCAAGAGUAAAUUUUUAUAAAGCACUGGAAAAUAUACUGCCUCAGUUCCUAUUCAUUUUUAAAAAGUAUAUUAUGGACCACAAUCUCAAGAUGUUCUACUUCUGUAAAUAAAACUUUUUUUAGAAAAA
Messenger RNA from Argiope bruennichi, 1299 nucleotides. RefSeq lists its product as uncharacterized. Bases 162 to 1181 code for a protein of 339 amino acids. NCBI's taxonomy places the organism in Eukaryota, Metazoa, Arthropoda, Arachnida, Araneae, Araneidae. The record is from RefSeq and is a predicted model, not a curated record. The transcript is spliced from 8 exons. Gene Ontology annotation, molecular function: protein binding.